Molecule: messenger RNA, 1994 nt
Organism: Paramacrobiotus metropolitanus
Lineage: Eukaryota; Metazoa; Tardigrada; Eutardigrada; Parachela; Macrobiotidae
Exons: 4
Coding region: 143-1708 (521 amino acids)
Molecular function (GO): protein binding
Source: RefSeq, a predicted model, not a curated record
UCUUACAGUGAGUCUUACUCAACAAAACACUCAAACUGGUGCAAAGUCAAACGGCUAGCUGCAUAAAAUGGUAAAUCUUCAGCAGUGCUUUAAGACUAUCGGAGAUUUGUUAACUUUUGUUUUUUGGUAAACGGAGUAUAGAAUGUUCGAGAAAAACGUUUGGCGGUACGGCGCCGUGGAUGUGCAGUAUGACAACGGGUUGAUGCUGCAUGGUCUAAUCAGCGAUGUAGACAAGGUCCGCGGUUUUAUCGUUAACUUCGGAUGCCCCAGUCAGAAUGCGGAUUUCAUUCCUCGCGCCAAGUGCUCGGAUCAGGUUAAGAAAACUGAAUUCACUAUUGCGGAUCGAGUGGAAACCCUAUGCCAGCCCGCAGCAGACCAGCCCUGGCGCUGGUACCCCUCCAAGCUCCUCAACGACCCACAGCAAGGAUACGCUUUUGUUGACAUCGAGAUGGGUGGCAUUGUUGUUCGCAAAGUGGUGCCAGUGGAGAGGGUACGGAAAAUUUGUUCUACGACACCACUGAAAGUGGUACGGAAAUAUCACAAGCAUGCGGUGCGAUUGUCAGAAAAACAACGGGAGAUGCUUUCAGCACGUCCGAAGGAGUUCUUCGAGAAGUGGAAUAAAUGCACGAAGACGUUCGGGCUGCGUGCAGAAGAAGGGAUGUUGGUGUACAUUUCUACAAAAACAACGCCAGUGGCAGAUAAGGAUUCCAAAAGACAUCUGUUCUACAUCGACAGUGAGUUGCGGAAUUCGGUUUCGCGAGGGGUUAAACGGAAUAAUGUCGGCGAAAUAGUUACUGCAUCGGACGAAUCAACCGUGGCACCUGGAAAAUCACAGCUUUCCAUCAACACUUGCUUGGCGGCGGAAUUAUUAUGCGAAAUCUUCUCCUACGUCGACGUGUUUCAGCACGCGAAAGUACGUCGAGUGUGCCGCGUAUGGGAAGCAGCGCUACAAUUAUCUCCACCCGUUCCCUCGGUGGUAAUUCCUGGAUCGCACUACGACGGGCAUAGGCUGGCCUCGGUGCUCAGUGAAACAGUCACACGUUCCACUAAACUCUUAGCCCUAACGAAUAAACAUCGACUGGCUCCACGCUACGAUGAUUCCAUAGGACGGUUACGGACCGUUAUCGCUAUGCUCAAGGCGAUGAAGAUCAGAAUCCCCGUGAUUGUUGUAUCGGACAGUAUUGUGUGGGGCAAUCUUCUGCUGGAUUAUUCUGAUCCGAAGCGAUUGGCAUUUUAUCCCCAAUGGCGGGAUGUCUGUGAGAAGUUGGUGCUGAAGGAGGUGGCAGUGCGGGGGCUGAUGGAAGCCCAGUAUCCGGAAGACGCGAAUGGUGCCGCUAGGCGAAAGGGCAUUGUCAACCGGUUUGUAGACAGAGGCUGGGGCGUCACCGUUACGGUGACAGCAGGGUCCAUCAGCAUGAAAGGCAGCGCCCAGCUGAAGACGUUGCUGGAUUUACUGGAGAAGACUUGCCCGGAAAUGACGAUCCAGCGUCUUCGUAUGUUGAGACCGGUCGUAGGCAUGGGAUUCGCCGGGGAUGGAAUUUUGACGGUGUUGCGGAAGUGGCAGCUUGGCGAUAAACGAUUCACUCACGACUUUCCAAAAGGGCAGAGCCCCCUGACCGGAACGAGUGCAGAAGGAUUGCGGUCGUUGAAGAAAUUAACGCUGUGGGCAUUGUGGUAUCACAUGAAAGAGAACGAUCUGGACAUGUGAAGGACUCAAAAAUCAGGAAAGGAAAAAUCGUAUGAAGCAGCUUUUAAGGUAUUGUUGUUAUCGUACGUAUUGUUGGAUUGUGCUAAAGGAAAUUGUUGAAUGCACUUUCCGUUGUAAUGGGACUUUCGGUCGCUGUGUUAAAUAUUUUUGUAUUGAAACACCUUUGGUUGUAUGUUUUUUUUAAAACGGUGUUUUGAACUUUAAACUUCUGACGAAACAGUUUGCUGAAUCAUUCUGGAGGUGAUUUUAAUAAUUUGUUGUUGAUAUUGAUUUUGUGGUUAUGUAU